UUUUACUAUUAGGAGUAAAGGCCAGUACAAAGAAGAAUCAGGAUGAAAAGAUGGCCAACUUCCUGUUACCACUGGGUUCCAACAGCUUCCACCGGUUCACACCCGAGUCCUUGGCUGCGAUCGAGAAGCGAAUCGCAGAGAAGAUCGCCAGGAAUGCCAAGCAGGAAUAUAGGGAACAGUUGGUUGAAGAGGAAAAACUGCAGCCCCAGUUUGACUUACAGGCCUGCAAGAAGCUACCCGAUCUCUACGGGUCUCCUCCAUCACAGCUCAUUGGCGAACCGCUGGAGGACAUUGAUCCUUUCUACAGUGAUCACAAGACAUUUAUAGUACUGAACAAAGGGAAGACAAUCUUUCGCUUUAGUGCCACUCCUGCCUUGUAUAUACUUAGUCCUUUUCAUCGAAUCAGAAGAGCAGCAAUUAAAGUUUUGGUACAUUCAUUAUUCAGUAUGUUUAUUAUGUGCACUAUUUUAACCAACUGUGUGUUCAUGUCAUGGUCAGAACUUCCUCCUUGGAAUAAGUACAUCGAGUAUACGUUCACUGGCAUUUACACAUUUGAAUCAAUGAUAAAAAUCUUGGCAAGAGGGUUUUGUAUGACAGAAUUCACCUUCCUUCGAGAUCCAUGGAACUGGCUGGAUUUUUGUGUUAUCAUUAUGGCAUACAUAACUGAAUUUGUGGACCUGGGCAAUGUAUCAGCCUUACGAACGUUCAGAGUUCUCCGGGCGCUGAAAACAAUCUCAGUCGUUUCAGGUCUGAAGACCAUCGUAGGUGCCCUUAUCCAGUCAGUUAAGAAACUCGCGGACGUCAUGAUCCUGACCGUGUUUUGCUUGAGUGUUUUCGCCCUCAUAGGGCUCCAACUCUUCAUGGGGAACCUGAGACACAAAUGUGUCCGGAAUUACGAGGAAUUUAACUCAACCAACGGCACCUUCGCUUCGGACCAGAAGAUAUGGCCAACUUUGGAUGCCUUCCUAAAUGAUCCAGUGAACUACUACAUUAAAGAGGGCACGACAGAUCCAUUAUUGUGCGGGAACAGUUCAGAUGCUGGUUCCUGUCCCAAAGGGUAUCGGUGUCUAAGAGCAGGUGGAAAUCCUGACCAUGGCUUCACAAGCUUCGACACUUUUGGCUGGGCCUUUCUCUCCUUGUUUCGUCUCAUGACGCAGGAUUACUGGGAGCGCCUCUACCAACAGACCCUUAGAUCUGCUGGCAAGAUCUACAUGUUGUUUUUCAUGCUGGUCAUCUUUUUGGGCUCCUUUUACCUGGUCAACCUGAUCUUGGCUGUGGUGGCCAUGGCAUAUGAAGAGCAGAACCAAGCCACAAUCGCUGAGAUGGAAGCAAAGGAGAGGAAGUUUCGGGAAGCCAUGGAAGCACUGAAGAAAGAGCAAGAGGCAUUAGCUCGAGGAAUCGAUUCAAUGUCACUCAGCUCAUUUGAAAUGUCACCUUUGGCAUCAAAAAACUCCAAAGAACGAAGAAGCAGGAGAAGAAGGAAAAAGUCCUCAGGGGCAGAAGAUGAUGGGGAAGAUCAAAAGGGCCCAAAAUCUGAAUCAGAGGAUGGCCAACGAAGAACGACUGUCCUGGGAUUUACUUCUGGCUCAAUGGAAAAUUCAGUGAAGCGCAAAGCCAGCCAUGGAAGUGUCUUCAGCUUCCGGUUGCGCAGUAGGGACAUUGGCUCGGAGGCGGAUUUUGCAGAUGACGACAUUAGCACUGUGGGGGAGAGUGAGAGCCAACGUGGGUCCUUGCUGGUUCCAAGGAAUGGAAGGCGGCUGAGUGUGCAGAGUCAAGCAAGCCAUAGCUCUCCAAACUACACACACAAUGGCAAGAGGAACAGUUCUGUGGAUUGCAAUGGUGUGGUUUCACUGAUUGGAGGUGGAGGAAGCCCAGACCCAACAACUCCAACAGAUGUGCUGUUGCCACCAGUUAUUACGGACAAACCUGGAACUGAUGAAACGACAUCUCCAUCUGAAGAAGCCAUGAAGAAACAAUUUCUGACACCCCAGCGCCUUUCAGUAGAUCAUCCUGAGGAACAUUUUCAAAGGCAGCGUGCGGUGAGCGCCGUCAGUAUCAUCACCAGUGCCAUGGAAGAGCUUGAGGAAUCCCAACAGAAGUGUCCUCCCUGCUGGAAUCAUUUUGCCAUGAGGUACCUCAUUUGGGAAUGCUGCCCAAUGUGGCUGUUGAUCAAGGAAAAAAUCAAGGUUAUCAUCAUGGAUCCAUUCAGCGACCUGACAAUCACCCUCUGCAUCGUAAUGAACACUCUCUUCAUGGCCAUGGAUCAUUACAAGAUGACCAAAGAGUUCGAGGAUGUGCUCAACAUUGGCAAUCUGAUAUUCACUGGGAUUUUUACAACUGAGAUGGUCUGUAAAGUCAUAGCUCUGCAUCCCUAUUACUACUUCCAGCAAGGAUGGAACAUUUUCGACAGUAUAAUUGUUUCUCUCAGCCUGAUGGAACUGAGUCUCUCCAGUAUGGGGAAUGUAUCUGUGUUACGCUCCUUCAGAUUGCUAAGGGUCUUCAAGCUUGCAAAGUCUUGGCCAACACUCAACACUCUCAUUAAGAUCAUUGGAAACUCUGUGGGUGCGCUGGGGUACCUCACUGUCGUUCUCGCCAUCAUUGUCUUCAUUUUUGCUGUGGUUGGGAUGCAGCUGUUUGGGGAAAUGUAUUACAAGAACGUCAACAAGAUCAGCACCACAGGAGAAUUGCCGCGCUGGCAUAUGAAGGACUUCUUCCAUUCCUUCCUCAUCAUCUUCCGCAUUCUUUGCGGGGAAUGGAUUGAAACUAUGUGGGAUUGUAUGAGAGUCGAUGGACAGCCUCUGUGUCUCCUGGUCUUCCUGCUGAUCAUGGUGAUCGGGAAUUUGGUGGUGCUGAACCUGUUCCUUGCCUUACUGUUGAGCUCCUUCAGCGCUGAUAACCUUUCGGCACCAGACGAGGAUGGGGAGAUGAACAACCUGCAGCUUGCCUUUGCCCGCAUCAACCGGGGACUGAACCACGCCAACCGCGCCAUGUGGGACUUCUGUUGCCACGUCCUCAGGCAACCCAAAGCAACGGCUGAGAAGAAAGCCAUGAUGAAGCUCACGGCCCAGAACCCCGCCGUUGUCCACAACUGUAUCAACAACCACAGUGCUAUGGAGUUUAGCAAAGAGGAGGACACCUACAAGGAGAACCACAUUGGGGAUGAGGGAACCGAAAGAAACAGGGCGAACCAUCAACACCCGCAUCAACAGCAGCCGCAGCCAAAGGAGGUGGUCAGUGACCACAAUGAUGACUUUAUGACCAACCCCAACCUUUCCAUCUGUGUCCCCAUUGCUGUGGGAGAGUCUGAUAUUGAAGAUGAUGAGCAGAGCACUUACACGGAAACAGACCAGGACAGACAGCAGCCACCGAUGGGGCAGCGCUACAGAAGCCCAGCCGUUCGGAGCCAGGCCUCUGAGAUUUGCGAAGAGUUAAGUGAGUUGAACACAGACAAACAGACGAAAACCGAUCCUCCGCUCCCAUCCGUAGGGCAGGAAGAGAAAUUUGAUGAAAUCAGCCUGUCGGAAGGAAGCACAGUGGAUUUGGCAAUCCCCCCAGAUCUUCUGGAACAGAUGCCUGAACUGGCAGAAGAGAUGAUGGAACCCGAAGGCUGCUUCCCAGAACCUUGCGUCCGAUUGUUUCCCUGUUGUUCUGUUGACACCACGAAAGUUCCCGGGAAGAUUUGGUGGAGGCUGAGGAAGACCUGCUACCAAAUUGUUGAACACAGCUGGUUUGAAACUUUCAUCAUAUUCAUGAUUCUUCUCAGCAGCGGAGCACUGGCAUUUGAAGACAUCUACCUCGAAGAGAGAAGGAACAUUAAAACCAUGUUGGAAUAUGCUGACAAGAUCUUCACUUACAUCUUUGUCCUGGAGAUGCUUCUGAAAUGGGUGGCUUAUGGCUUUAAGAAGUACUUCACCAAUGCAUGGUGCUGGCUUGAUUUCCUCAUUGUUGAUGUCUCAUUAGUAAGCCUCAUAGCUAGUACUCUUGGAUACUCCGAAAUUGGUCCCAUUAAAUCCCUUAGGACCCUCAGAGCUCUGAGGCCUUUAAGAGCACUCUCAAGAUUUGAAGGGAUGAGGGUUGUGGUCAAUGCCUUGGUAGGCGCCAUACCUUCUAUCAUGAACGUUCUGCUUGUCUGCCUCAUUUUUUGGCUCAUCUUCAGCAUCAUGGGAGUCAACUUGUUUGCCGGGAAGUUUGGGAAGUGUAUCAACAAGACAGAAGGGGAUGAGCCUUUGAACCACACAAUUGUCGACAACAUGACUGAAUGCCAAAGUUUUAAUGAGACAGGAGAGCUGUACUGGACAAAAGUCAGAGUCAACUUUGAUAAUGUUGGUGCCGGCUACCUGGCUUUGCUGCAAGUGGCAACUUUUAAAGGCUGGAUGGAAAUUAUGUAUGCAGCGGUGGAUUCACGAGAGCGCGAGCAGCAACCUGUGUGGGAAGCCAAUUUGUACAUGUACCUCUACUUUGUGAUCUUCAUUAUCUUUGGCUCUUUCUUCACUCUGAAUCUUUUCAUUGGCGUCAUCAUUGAUAAUUUCAAUCAACAAAAGAAAAAGUUAGGUGGACAAGACAUCUUUAUGACAGAGGAGCAGAAAAAAUACUACAAUGCCAUGAAAAAGCUGGGAUCUAAGAAACCGCAAAAACCCAUCCCACGGCCAUUGAACAGGUUUCAAGGCUUCAUUUUUGAUUGUGUCCUGAACCAAGCUUUCGACGUAUGCAUCAUGCUCCUCAUCUGCUUAAACAUGAUCACUAUGAUGGUCGAAACAGAUGACCAGAGUCCAGAAAAAGUUAGCAUCCUUUAUAAAAUCAACAUGGUCUUUGUGGCCAUCUUCACUGCUGAGUGUAUGUCUAAACUGGUGGCACUGAGGCACUACUAUUUCACCAAUGGCUGGAAUAUAUUUGAUUUCGUCGUCGUUAUUUUAUCCAUCGUAGGCUCUGUGUUAUCCGACAUCAUCCAGAAGUAUUUCUUCUCCCCUACCUUGUUCAGAGUCAUCCGCUUGGCUCGGAUUGGCCGGAUCCUGAGACUUAUACGCGGGGCCAAAGGAAUCCGAACUCUUCUCUUUGCCUUAAUGAUGUCCCUUCCCGCACUGUUCAAUAUCGGGCUCCUCCUGUUCCUGGUUAUGUUCAUUUAUGCCAUUUUUGGCAUGGCCAACUUUGCCUACGUUAAGCAUGAGCAUGGCAUCGACGACAUGUUCAACUUCCAGACGUUUGCCAACAGCAUGCUCUGCCUCUUCCAAAUUACAACGUCGGCAGGCUGGGACGGUCUUCUCCAUCCCAUCUUGAACACGGGGCCACCCUAUUGUGACCCCAGCCGCCCAAAUGCAAAUGGCUCCAAGGGAGACUGUGGCAGCCCUGCGGUGGGGAUCCUGUUCUUUGUUACUUAUAUCAUUAUAUCCUUUCUCAUUGUUGUGAACAUGUACAUAGCCAUUAUUUUAGAGAACUUCAGUGUCGCUACUGAAGAGAGUACGGAGCCUCUGAGCGAGGAUGACUUUGAUAUGUUUUAUGAAAUCUGGGAGAAGUUUGACCCUGAAGCCACUCAGUUUAUGGAGUAUUCUGCACUUUCCAAUUUUGCCGACGCUCUGUCGGAACCGUUGCGCAUUGCGAAACCAAACAAGCUUAAGCUCAUCGCUAUGGACCUGCCCAUGGUGAGCGGAGAUCGGAUCCAUUGCUUAGACAUUCUCUUUGCUUUCACCAAAAGAGUGCUAGGGGAAUCUGGAGAGAUGGAUGCCUUGAAAAUACAAAUGGAGGAGAAGUUCAUGGCGGCAAACCCUUCGAAGAUUUCUUAUGAACCCAUCACCACCACACUCAGGCGAAAACACGAAGAGGUAUCUGCCAUUCUGAUCCAGCGGGCCUACCGGAGUCAUCUUUUCCAGCGCUCCCUUAAGCAGGCUUCCUUCUUAUACCGCCAACAAGCUUGCAACCUUGGGGACGAUGCGCCUGAGAAGGAAGGCCUCAUUGCCUCCAUGAUGAGCGAAAACUAUGGGAGGCCCAUCGAUAAAUCAGAAACUCUAUCCUCCACCUCUUUCCCUCCUUCCUACGACAGCGUCACCCGAGGUACUAGCGAUAACUUCCAACUGCGGUUGACGGACUCCAGCAAAAGCGACCUAGAAGACCCAUUAUCGCCCGACAGAGAUAAAGAGUCGAUGGUUUAGGGAUACUUUUUUUCCUUUUGUUGGUUUUGUUUCAGACACUUUAAAUAUAUUGUUUACAGAAUGUAAUGCUGUAACUACACAACAGUUGAAACAGCCUUUUUUUAAAAAAGCAAAACAUUAGUUGCAAAGGAAAUAAGAAGGGAGGUUAGCCCUUUCAGGAGGGGGUGCGUCACUGUGUUAUAUCCAUAUAUAUAACCUUUGGCCCUGCUCUUUUCAAACUUUGCUUAAUGUUUAUAUUUAUAUAUGCACAGGGGCAGGGGAUAGAGGAUCCGGCACAAGGUCACGGCAGUUAUAGCAGCGGGUGCGGGUAGCACAACAGUAAAUACUUUAUAUCCAUACACAGAUAAAAACCUGACCGUAUCCUUUCAUUUUAAGGUCUUACUUAUAUUAGUGCAUUUACUUACCGGCGACAUAUGACCUUGCAUCCUAUAACAUGAAAACCAGAGCAAAAAAAAGAAGAAGACGAGAAUGAGAGAGCGCGGGAGGAGGAGGAGGAGGGAGGAGGAGGAAUCACGUAGCUGCUGUAGCAACAAUGUAACACUUAAUGUAUAUGUUGUGAAUGGUCUUUCAUAAAUUUAUUAUAUUUGAUAUUUUUUUACUUAAAACAAAGCUAUAAUUGUCUCCUUUUCCAUGGAGAUGGGAGGACGCGGUGCGACGAACCCGGAAUGAGAGGUGGUUUCCCAAAGAGCAAGAGCAAAGGAUGGUCUGUUGAGAAAAUGAGCUGCAUAGAGAAAGGUUAGGUUGACAAUAGACUGGCUGUGUGUUACAACAGGGAGAUAUUCGCUUGGAACAUGGAGCUCCCUGCCAGCAGUUUAACCCAGGGAACACAAAAGCAAGGAAAUGAUGUCAGCUAAAGCGUGACAUGGGUUACAUUUUAUUUUGAUUUUGAUUUUUGUUCUCUACCCGCAGGAUAUUAGACACGAAUGGAUUCUGCUUGUAAACCUGCCAAUAAAAGCACUAUUUUUUUACCAUG
Anolis sagrei ordinatus is the source of this 7116-nucleotide messenger RNA. Lineage: Eukaryota; Metazoa; Chordata; Lepidosauria; Squamata; Anolidae. The record is from RefSeq and is a predicted model, not a curated record.